CUCCCCUCGGCGGCCCCCACAUCCGCACGGACCCACCCCCGCCGCCUUCCGGUCCAUUAACUCGCGUCCCUUAACGGGUUAACUUCCAUUCGUUCCCCUGACUCGGCCCAUCGCCUGCGCCUUCUCUCGUCACUUCCACCUCCGCCUCUUGACCGCUCAAUCACCGCCGGUGGAAAAAAAAAAGAAAAAGAAAAAGGAGUGGAGGCCACGGACCUCAGCUGGGUGUUCGUGCCGGUUUAUCUACUAGCUGUUAAAGAUCAUUUCAGGUUCUCUCGAUGGCCAGCUUUAAAGCUCAAAAGUUCCUCAGGAAAAUUGGGUUGGGGAAGGAGGAUCUUUACUUCUGGAAGCAGAUGGGGAAGGCUAUGCUCUACACGUACACAAUCUUUGGACUUGCUUGGUUGUGGAACGAAACAUCUCCACUUGGUUGGUGGACACUUAAGCCUCGGCCAAAGGAAGAGAGAGAGAUGGCUCAUCUGUAUGAGCGUAGGAGGUUUCCCUACCCAGGUGACCAGGAGGCAGUUGAGGAAUUCAUUAAAAGUGGGGGCACUCUUGGCACCACCAUUGGACCCAAAGGAUUUAUAGAUUCUGACAAGGAUUCUGAUAACAUGCAGAAGCAAUUGCAGUCUAAGAAAUUUGAACAGGAAGCUCAGAAGUUAUGGUUCCGCAUGAGGAAUGAGGUCAUAUCAGAGCUCCAAGAGAAGGGUUUUGAUGUUGAGUAAAGAUGCUUAACGGAGGAAAAAAGAUUGAAGAGGCUUGAACCAAGGCAAGCAGAAGACCAUGUAUUUACCAAACUGUUUCAAGGGGAUACUAAUAUUUUGGUUUUGCUUGUGUCUGUUCAGUUUCUUUUUGUGUGCUUCUUUAGUUAUUUAGCUUGGUGGGUCAAAAUUGGUAUGGCAUGAAAUGAAACUUAUUGUAUUUAAGAAAUUUACCAUAUUGCUCACCUGCAAGAACACGAGUAGAAUUUAU
Messenger RNA from Elaeis guineensis (African oil palm), 966 nucleotides. RefSeq lists its product as uncharacterized. NCBI's taxonomy places the organism in Eukaryota, Viridiplantae, Streptophyta, Magnoliopsida, Arecales, Arecaceae. The record is from RefSeq and is a predicted model, not a curated record.